Molecule: messenger RNA, 633 nt
Organism: Ctenocephalides felis (cat flea)
Lineage: Eukaryota; Metazoa; Arthropoda; Insecta; Siphonaptera; Pulicidae
Product: cuticle protein 38-like
Exons: 3
Source: RefSeq, a predicted model, not a curated record
AUGUUCAAGUUGGUGGCACUUUUCGCCUUGUUAGCCGUGGCAGCAGCCCGUCCAGGAUACGUAGCACCUGUUGCUUACACUGCACCUCUCGUCAGCUACGCCGAACCAUCUUUAACCGUAGUAAAAACAGUUCCCCAUGCCGUAUCGCACCAGUCCAGUACCGUAGUCCAUGGCUCAGCCCCCGUCGUAGCUCCCGUAGUCAGUCACUAUGCUGCAGCUCCCGUUGUAAGUCAUUACGGCACCCCAGUGGUCAGCUACUCAUCGCCAGUUUUAAGCACUUGUUGUAAUUCUCAACAAUACCUGACAGUUAUUGUUGUAUAUUGAAUUUAGGUGGUGUUGUUCGCUCUCGUCGCCGUAGUAGUUGCCCGUCCCGGAAACCUCGGCUUAGCCUACUCUUACACAGCCCCUCUGGCUUAUGCUGCUCCACUCGCGUACUCUGCUCCUCUGACAGUCGUCAAGUCGGUUCCAACUUCGGUCUCUCACCAAUCCAGCACGGUGGUUCACGACUCGGCUCCAGUCGUAGCACCAGUCGUGGCACCGGCCGUUGUGGGCGCACAUUACACACCAGCUUUGGCUUACUCGGCUCCAUUGCUUCACGCCUGGUAGAUUCGGAGGACGCGCAGCAGAUCGAGA